GAGGGGGAAACAAUUCGUGAUCCUUUUCACAAAAAACCUUGCAAGCGCAAAGAAAUCUAUAUAUGUCACAGCUGAAAACGAUUUUGAAUUGAAUAUUACAACUUCUGAGCACCUUGACCCAUCUUUGAAAAUGUUGAUUGAUCGCUCUACUAAUGCAAGUUCUCCGCAUCAAAUCUCUCUACCGAACGCAAUUGAGUUGAUUCAAAACAGUGUGGAACAAAAGGCUAUUUUGCUCGAAACGUCUCGCGAUAUUUCGGUAUUUAUUGAGGAUUUUGCGCAGAAUAGUGCCGAUUCUGCCGCCAUUAUUCCAGUCCACAAACUUGGGACUUAUCAUAUUGUCGUAACAAUGCCACCAGAUUCGCGUCAAAGUCAAAUUGCAGUUGCAUCGUUGGAAGACAACACAGAAAUAACGAUUCUUUUCAAAAUGGCAGUAGAUAUUCCCUUUAACAUUGAGGGAAAUACUUUUAGAAAUGGUGAUGUUUUUAAUUUGCGGUUGGACAAGUUCGAAACCUUUCAGAUUGCUCAUACUACAGACCUGACUGGAACGCUACUAAACUCUUCUACACCCGUGGCUGUAUUUUCUGGAGACGAGUGCACAAAGUUUAUGUCACGCGGGGCAUGCGAUCAUCUUGUAGAGCAAGUGCCUCCAUUUUUGACUCUUGAUAAUGUAUUCAUUUUGCCUUCCCAUGCCGAAGAUCGAAUAACAGUUGUCCGGAUUACAGCUGGAAAGGACACAAAUCUAACUUAUAAAAUAAAUUCCACAACUUCAGGCGGCUUAACUUUGCAUACAGGAAAUUCGCAAGAAAUAUCAAUUUAUACUAAUCAGACUUGUUUAAUUGAAUCUGAGGGCCCUGUUCUUGUAACCAGUGUAAGUGUCGCUUCAGCAACCACAAAUAAUGGAGACCCAUACAUGACAAUUGUUCCAGGUAUUCAUCAGUACAUUGAUUACUACAAGGUACCUAUCCCAUACGGCUACUCUACCAAUUACAUAUCCAUUACAAUAAAUUCUGGCGCUGUGUCCGGAAUACUAACAAAUGGAACGUCAAUUUUGCAAUCAAAUAAAGUUUAUGAAAGUUCAAUAACUGCAGCAAGUGGUAACUUCACGGUUUUAACAUUGAGUGUAACGCCAGGUGAACUUACGAUACAAUCAUCAAAUCAUACACCUUUCGGACUUCUUAUCUAUGGACAUGGUGAAUAUGUUGGAUAUGGUUUUUCAGGAAACACGCUUCUUCAAGAUGAUUUAUGAUUAC
This is a messenger RNA of Saccostrea cuccullata (small rock oyster), 1250 nucleotides long. Its product is annotated as IgGFc-binding protein-like. Bases 131 to 1246 code for a protein of 371 amino acids. The record is from RefSeq and is a predicted model, not a curated record. The transcript has a single exon. NCBI's taxonomy places the organism in Eukaryota, Metazoa, Mollusca, Bivalvia, Ostreida, Ostreidae.